Molecule: messenger RNA, 2826 nt
Organism: Echinostoma caproni
Lineage: Eukaryota; Metazoa; Platyhelminthes; Trematoda; Plagiorchiida; Echinostomatidae
Source: the annotation of a GenBank genome assembly
AUGGAACGUAAUACAAAUCAGCAAGCUCCUCUGCUGAUCCAUCCUAGUGACAAGAACAAAAUUCGCCGCUUUUUUGGUUCCGGUUCGGCAGCCGAUCCAGAACGUCUUCAGAGAGCGGAAAUUGAUCUAUUACGAGCCUCUUAUCCUCAACUGGCAUGUCUGUGGAACGACAAACUAAUGAAUCGAUCAUUCUGUGCCAGUGGUUCGAUGGUAUCAUUUGAUUCAAAACGACCACAUCAGCGUUUCUCUAACGCACGGUAUCAACAACUACUCUAUUUUGCCGAGAAGCAUGGAAUUUCGGAAGAAGCAGCACGCGGAAUUUUGCGAACAGGACGCAGUUCAAGUUCCGGACAAGUGUCUCGAACAAGUCGCUGUCCGUCAGCAGUGACUUUCAAACUACCCUCAGAGGUGAAUGCCGGUGACAGUGAGGAGAGAAUUACCGAUCAGUCGACCAUGAGUCAGGACCAACAGGCAAACGAGCUUUGGUCCAUAUUGGAACGAAUUCAGAUUGAACAUUCCACACCCUCGAGAGUAACAAACUCUUCACUCAAAAAUGAAACUGAACGGGAACCACUAAAAGUAGAUAACACUUUGUUCUCAAGACAGAUAAAUGAGAAGCUGGUGAAUGACUUCAGUGACUGGUGUGUGGAGGAACAAAUGACGGCAGAUGUUAUGUUACAGCGGAUUCAUGCAAAUCAUUACGGCUUACCUCGUUUGAAAGUGAUUCCUCGAAAAACGGAUGGUGGAUUUUUGGUUAAAGUCGAUCAGUCAUUCAACAGAAAACUGCGUUCCGCCCAUCAAACAUGGUCCAGUUGGUUUCAUGUGGUUCCCGUUGGAUUUCGUGCUUAUUUGCAACUGGUCGAGGGUGAAAUCAAAGCUUGGACCAAACAGCAAGAAGCAAUUUAUCAAGCAAAUCAACUAAGCGCUGAACUGGAGAGAGCAAUGAAGAAUGCAGAUCAACCCGCAGAAGACCCUAUCAAAGAGACCAAACAUCCUUUGCGAAGAGACACUCGGUCCAAGUCGAAGAUAAACACAGAGGUAUCGCGUUCCCCGUCAUCUUUGGAAAACCAGGGGACUCUGAUUGGUGACUCUGAACAGUUUAUUGUUCCUGGAUCAUUAAAAGCUUUAAAGCGAGAACAGGAACAAGCUUUACUAGCAAGACAAGAAACGGAACGAAAUCUGGGAGACAAACGAGCCCGAUCUGCUAAACGUCGUGGUGAUGCAAAUGCGGCAGAUAAAUCAAAAACUAAAAAAGAAAGUUCAUCGGCUUCUCCGAAUUCCGGAGCGCGACAGAAACAUGUGAAGGGACACUCGAUCGCCGACGGUGAUUCCAAGUCUGCCUCUGACUUGACAUCCGGGGACGGCUCGAAGGAAACAUUUUGGCCGUUUGUUGGCUACGACGUGGACAAUGUAGUUCCACAUUGGACCGGUGAGAUCACACACUUGUUCCCGACAGAUGGUGGAACCAUCCGAACAGAACGCAGUGAAUUACCUAACGGUGAAUCGAUGCUCCGUGUUAGCCUUCUCAAAGAUGGUCAUGUAUUUACUGUACAUCGAAUCGAUCCCCCAACGGAUCCGAGUGACCAAGAUACCGAUAAACUUGUCGAAAAUCUCCACAAUGAGAAUGAGGUCAGGGCUCCAGUGAACGACGAUGAUGGCUCGGGACAGGCGGAGGAACACGUGGCCACCGAGGAUCAAGGACAACCAGAGGAACAAGAGCCGGAUGCAAACAAAGUGAUAUCAACUGAUGAUAUCCCUUCUUACUACAGCUCCUGUACAGCUCAAUUUUCAGACGGUCUUCAACUGACAGUAGCUCAUUCAACUCAGACACUGAAACUACCAUGGGCACUGACUGAUGUUAAAGAAGCAAAAAAGGAAAACAAUGCCCAACAGCUGAUAAAAGAUCCCCAGUCCACACAGAAAUCCAAUCUAACGAAAGAUGUCAACGAACCGGAAGCACCGUCACAGCCACCGCCAAUUGAGGACACAACAAAAGUGGAUUCAAACAACGAAGCUCGUGUGCUUCAAUCCAUGCUUGCUACUCUUCCAGACGGUGCCCAACUCACCUUUUUGCACAUGGAGCACACUGAAGUAUUGACUUAUACCUCGGAAACCGGUUUGGAGACUUUGGGUACAUCGGAAUUGACUGUUCACUGUUCGGCAAAUCCCACACAAUCUAAUCAUUAUGCCAGUUUUCAAAAUUCACGCAAGUCUACUGCACUGACAAUGAACAAAUCUGUGACAGUCCAAUCGAUGAUUUUGCGAAUGCGUGCAGCAGAUGCGUAUCGUUCAACUGAGGCAGAAGAAAUGGAGGUGGAACGAUAUUUACUGGCCAAUGGUUCCCUUGUCCUGAUUAUGAAAACAAAACAAAAGAAAGAGACUCGUAUUGGAAUAAAGAUACUAUUGCCUAAUGGAGAUCGAAUGGAGCGUGACACAUUGGUGGCUGAUCAGUUGUAUCACUCUGAACAACCCAGAUUUCCAUCGGAUGUCAGUCCGGAGGAAGAGCCUCAAGUGACCACGGGAUGUAUGGAUGUCCCUGCCGUGGGCAAUAGUCGUCGAACUAGUGUUGCGCAAUCAAAGUCUCGUGUUCCGGGCAAAAGUGCGCGAAAAAAGGCCGAGGAACAAAAAAGUGAGUCUUAUCUCAAAUCAAGUCAAGUCAGUAGUAGCUUUACGCACCCGGAUAUGUGUAAUUUCAGCAAUUACUCCAUAGUUGUGGAAUCAAAUUUUCAAAAUCAUUACAUAAUGAAACUGAAAGAAGUGAGGUGUUUGCCAAUGAAGCAAGCGGUUGCGCAAUUCUGUGGAAAUUUUGUCCUUGUCUAUAAGUAG